GGCUUUUUCAUGAUCUUCAAACGACUACUCCGCACAGGCUCCAAGUUCAAUUUGGAUCCGAACUACAAGUUCAAGUGUGGAGUUGAGAUCCACACUCAACUUAAAUCAAAGUACAAGCUCUUCUCGUUAUCUAAAACGAGUUUUAAUGCAGAACCAAACUCCAAUGUCAGUUAUUUUGAUUGUGGCUUGCCAGGAAGUCAACCUAAAUUGAACCCAGAAGCAUUAUACCUUGCAUUGAAGACUGCAGUGGCGAUGAACAGUGAUAUCCAGCUAAACUCCACGUUUGAAAGAAAGCACUACUUCUAUCCAGAUCAGCCUUUGGGGUACCAAAUCACCCAACAUUACCAUCCAAUAGCGAAGAAUGGCUACUUGGAACUUAGUGGGAGAUAUGACAACAUACCCGAAGAUAGCAAGAUCAUCAAUAUAGAGCAGAUCCAAAUUGAGCAAGAUACUGGGAAAACUAACUACGACAAGUUUGGACAAACUAUAAAGGUGGAUUUGAACAGAAGCAAUACUCCAUUAAUUGAAUUGGUUACUAAGCCAGAUUUUGAGAACUUAGAACAGGUGAGAGCAUUUGUCAAAAAGUACCAAACCAUAGUCAGACACUUGGAUAUCUGUUCGGGAGACUUGGAAACUGGAGCCAUAAGAGUAGAUGUCAAUAUCAGUAUAAAUGGAAAUCCUAGAGUUGAAAUAAAAAACUUGGGUAGUCAUAGCGAAAUUCAGGAUGCCUUGAAAUUCGAGUAUCAACGACAAAAAACCGCCCUUGAGAAUAGACAUUCAAUCGUACAGGAAACCAGAGGCUGGAACGGAAAGGAAACAUUAUCUCUUAGAUCAAAAGAAGAUGCAGUGGAUUAUAGAUACGUUCCCGAUUCCGAGCUUCCCAUAAUCAGAUUAAGUGCUGGGAUUGCUGAAGAAAUAAGUUCUCAGCUACCUGAACUACCACAAACAAUUUUGGAAAGGCUUUGUGGUAAGACCUAUGGACUAGAGUUAAAAUACGCCCGCUUUUUAGUCGAAAAUAAGGAGAUAUUGGCUUAUUACAAUGAAAUUUUUGACAACAUUGUGGUUGAAAACAAGAAACCAGUCAAGUUGGCAAACAAUUGGUUAUUUCAUGAGCUCAUGGGUGCCUUUUCUAAGCUUGACCAAAAGUUUGACGUCGAAUUAUUCCCACCACGCAAAUUGAGUGCAUUGAUAUUGAAGGUCACAGAUAACAAAAUCUCACAAACUUCUGCAAAGAUUUUAUUAUCGCAAGUUAUCCAGAAUCCAGAAGAUGUGCAAUUAUCAAUAGAUGAAUUGAUCGAGCAGUAUGAUUUAGGAAAUCCUGAGGAUAUGUCCGAACUUGAAUUAGAUGAAGCAGUAGGUGAAAUCUGCCAGGAAAUAAUAGAAACGAAUAUGGACGUAGUUGAAAAAAUCAAAAACGGACAGAAGAAUUCCAUGAAAUAUUUGAUAGGGCUUGCUAUGAGGGAAACACAAGGUAAGGUCAAAGCAUCGGAAUUCGCAAAAAAGUUUAACAACUUGUUAAAAUAAAUGUAUAUUAAUGUAAAUAGACAGAUCACUGAGAAUGGGACUCAACUUGGCAUCAUUAUGAAGUUUCAUAAUUAGCGAAGUCUGGUUCACUUACCAGAAGUUAUAACCAGGUUAAAUUGAGCAAGCU
Messenger RNA from Suhomyces tanzawaensis NRRL Y-17324, 1651 nucleotides. Its product is annotated as glutamyl-tRNA(Gln) amidotransferase subunit. Gene Ontology annotation, molecular function: glutaminyl-tRNA synthase (glutamine-hydrolyzing) activity. Gene Ontology annotation, biological process: mitochondrial translation; glutaminyl-tRNAGln biosynthesis via transamidation. The coding region runs from base 10 to 1524 and encodes 504 amino acids. The transcript has a single exon. The record is from RefSeq and is a predicted model, not a curated record. Lineage: Eukaryota; Fungi; Ascomycota; Pichiomycetes; Serinales; Debaryomycetaceae.